Mesitornis unicolor (brown roatelo) is the source of this 437-nucleotide messenger RNA. Its product is annotated as leukocyte cell-derived chemotaxin-2-like. NCBI's taxonomy places the organism in Eukaryota, Metazoa, Chordata, Aves, Mesitornithiformes, Mesitornithidae. The record is from RefSeq and is a predicted model, not a curated record. The annotation marks the transcript as partial. The transcript is spliced from 3 exons.
AUGGGCUGGAAAAUCCCUUUUCUAACUCGUGGGUCUCAUCUUGCUGCCACAGCACAACGGCUGAAAACCUGCUCAAGUCAACCUGCAAACAAAAUCAGAGGCUGUGACUCCCAGGGCUGUGGCAGAGAUAGCUGGAAGAAGCACAGGGGAGCGGACGUGGUGUGCGAGGAUGGCUCAGUGGUGUAUGCACCCUUCAUGGAAAAGAUCGACAGACACUCCAGGCCCUACAGAAAUGGCAAUGCCAUCGACAACAGAGUCCGGCUUUCAGGACCAGGAUUCUGCAUUAAGAUGUAUGACAUCAAGUUCAUCAAGUGCAAUGAUUCCAUCAGAAAGGGAGAGAAAAUCGGUGUCCUGCUGCCCAUGCAAAGGGUCUACCAAAGAAUUACAUCCCAUGUCCAUAUCCAGAACCGUGACUCAACAGAUCCCACUCCCAAUCU